AUGAUAUACGCCGGCCAGAGAGAUGAUAAGAGAAGCCCUCCGUCGCCCUCAAGUACACGCGGCCUCGAGCUCACCACCCUCUCUCCUCCCUCACCUUCGCCAGAGGAGUCUCAAUUGCCCUCUGUGACUUCCCCAGAAGAGGAACCUCUGCUUCGCACGCCCUCCUCCCCUUCAUCAUCUGGUCCUUCGACCCCAUCUCAGCUUCGCAGGAGGAAGAACCUCGCAGCCCUCACGAUGGAGAAAGUACGACAUGGCAGUGUCGCCAUACGGCGGUCGAAGGUCGCCCAGACCAUUGACAAGCUGGCCGUUUCCUCUGAGCCUGGCCUCACCAAUGCCCAGUUGAUGUUGACAAACCACGACUUGAAGCCUGUAGAGCCAGAGCGACGUCAAUGGGGCCCGUGGAACUUCGUCGGGUUCUGGAUUGCCGAUUCCUUCAAUAUCAACACCUGGAUGAUAUCGUCCAGCAUGAUUGCCAAUGGGUUGUCAUGGUGGCAGAGUUGGAUCUGCGUGUGGAUUGGAUACCUCAUUGCGGGUUCCUUCAUCUGCUUGACCGGCAGAAUCGGCGCAACAUACCAUAUCCCUUUCCCUGUCGUUGCGAGGGCAGGCUUUGGCAUUUGGGGAAGUUUGUGGCCGGUGUUCAAUCGUGCUGCGAUGGCUUGCAUCUGGUAUGGCGUGCAGUCGUGGAUUGGAGGCGAAUGUGUUACCCUCAUGAUCAGAUCCAUCUGGACCAGCUAUGCUAAGUUACCAAAUCACAUGAAGGACUCUCCUGGCACCGAUCUCGGCAUGUUCAACACUCGCGACUUCGUAUCCUUCUUCCUCUUCUGGCUCUGCUCCUUGCCCGCCAUCUGGUUUCCCGUCCACCAAAUCCGGCAUCUCUUCACGGUAAAGGCAUUCUUCGUCCCGGUGGCCGGAGUCACAUUCUUCAUCUGGUCAAUCGUCAAGGCUCACGGCAUCGGUCCCAUCGUUCAUCAACCAUCAACAAAGCACGGCAGCGCACUUGGAUGGGCGGUCGUCCAAGGUAUUAUGAGCAGCAUCGCCAACUUCGCUACCCUGAUCGUGAACGACCCCGAUUUUGCCCGUUUCGCCAGGAAACCCAAGGAUGCCCUAUGGUCACAAUUCUUCACCAUCCCAAUCGGUUUUGCAGUGACAUCCUUCAUCGGCAUCAUCGUCGGCUCCUCCAGCGCUGUCAUCUACGGAAAAGCCAUCUGGAACCCGCUCGACCUCCUGACAUAUUUCCUCGAAAGCCCAGUGGACGGCCACAUGGCGAAUGGCCCCGCACGCUUCGGUGUCUUCAUCAUCGCCUUUGCUUUUGCACUCGCUCAGCUAGGUACCAACAUCGCAGCCAAUUCGGUCUCUGCAGGAACAGACAUGACGGCCCUGCUCCCUCGCUACCUCAACAUUCGACGAGGCGGCUACAUCUGCGCUCUGGUCGGAUUGGCCAUGUGUCCUUGGAACCUCCUCUCCUCCUCCAACAACUUCACAACCUAUCUCUCCGCCUACUCUGUCUUCCUCUCCUCCAUCGCCGGCGUCAUAAUCUGUGAUUACUACAUCGUUCGCCGCGGCUAUUUCCAGAUCCGCGAUCUGUACUCCGCCCGCCCAUCCUCUCCCUACUACUACGCCUACGGCUUCCACUGGCGGGGGUAUACCGCCUACAUUUGUGGUAUCCUCAUCAAUAUUGUUGGCUUUGUUGGCGCCAUUGGGAAGCCGGUGCCCAAGGGAGCAACGUAUAUCUAUAAUUUGAAUUUCUUUUGUGGGUUCCUCGUCGCAAGCGGGUCGUACUGGGCGCUUUGUAAGAUUAGCCCCAUUCCGGCGGUCAGUGAGAGGUGGAUGGAGGUUGGAGAUGAGAUUAGGAAUGUCAGUGUUGCAUAUGGCGCGGAUGGGGAGGAUGAUAGUGGGAGUGAUAGGGGAUACGAGGGGUAUGGAGGCAAAGGGGACGUGGAGACCGCGGAGAGGAAGCUUUGA
Molecule: messenger RNA, 1962 nt
Organism: Bacidia gigantensis
Lineage: Eukaryota; Fungi; Ascomycota; Lecanoromycetes; Lecanorales; Ramalinaceae
Exons: 3
Coding region: 1-1962 (653 amino acids)
Biological process (GO): transmembrane transport; nucleobase transport
Cellular component (GO): plasma membrane
Molecular function (GO): nucleobase transmembrane transporter activity
Source: RefSeq, a predicted model, not a curated record